CACAGCAGCAGCAGCAGUGGCGAGCUCAUCUGGGGUGAUGGCAUGCUUCAUAACGCUAUAGGUCCAUAGUCUAUAUCUAUUCAGGUGAAAGGUCGCAACAUUUCGUCUUUGUGCGCCCACGGUCUCCAAAAAGACAACUUACCACACCAUGGAACACGAUCGGGUGAAUUUCUAGACUGUGCGCAAGUGUUUGAGCUCUCUUCAUCAUUUUAAAUGACGGUUCGAGUUACAAUGAAACUUUGGCCGCCGACGAUAAAACGCGUUCAACUCAGCAGAGGAGAAAAGCGAGCGCAAUGAAGGAGCGCAGCUGGCGAAGGUAAAGCAGGAAAAGUUCAUUAGCUCAUCGCGGUUUGGUCAUUUAUUAGAAGCACGACGGCAUAUUUCAUUCUGUGAAAACGUAGCACAGUGUGGGAAAGUGUUUAUACUGUUUGCGGUGAAACAAGAAAAAAGUGUGAAUAAUGGCUGAAGAGGGAUCUGGUGGCUUGGCGAAGUCUGCCGCGGUUAAACUCUCAGAGAUGGGAGAAAAAACUAAACAACUAAGCACUGCUAUCCAAGAUCCUGAACGACAGCGGAGGAUUAUUUUAGUAAUCGUCUGUGUGGCACUUUUGUUAGAUAAUAUGCUUUACAUGGUGAUCGUACCAAUCGUUCCAGAUUAUUUAGCAAGCCUAGAAAGUGAAUCUCCAACAAGCAAAAACUCCUCCAACAGCACAGAAAACUUCGACGUGCAGAUUGGUGUCCUAUUUGCAUCCAAAGCCAUUCUACAGCUUCUUGUAAAUCCUUUGACGGGCACCUUCAUAGACCGCGUUGGAUACGACAUACCACUUUUAAUUGGACUUUCCAUCAUGUUUGUUUCCACGUGCAUUUUUGCCUUCGCUGAAAACUACGCGACUCUUUUCGUGGCGCGGAGUCUGCAGGGUAUCGGCUCGGCUUUCGCAGAUACGUCAGGUAUCGCAAUGAUAGCAGACAAAUACACGGAGGAGGCCGAGAGGAGUCGAGCCCUGGGCAUCGCAUUGGCAUUUAUCUCCUUCGGCAGCCUGGCGGCGCCCCCCUUCGGCGGGGUGCUUUACGAGUUCGCAGGGAAGCGCUUCCCCUUUCUCGCCCUCGCCUGUGUCUGUCUAGUCGACGGUAUUUUGUGCUUGACUGUCCUUAAACCAUUCUCCAGCAGGACAAGGGAAAACAUGCCAGUUGGCACACCUAUUUAUAAACUUAUGAUUGAUCCAUAUAUAGCAGUGGUGGCAGGGGCACUGACCACGUGUAACAUCCCCCUUGCGUUUCUGGAGCCCACCAUCGCGAACUGGAUGGAGGAGACAAUGGACGCGUCCCAGUGGCAGAUCGGUCUUACUUGGUUGCCAGCUUUUUUCCCACAUGUUUUAGGUGUCUACAUUACUGUAAAACUGGCAGCCCGACACCCACACUUACAAUGGUUUUAUGGAGCUCUCGGCAUGGUAAUAAUAGGUGCCAGCUCUUGCACUGUGCCAGCUUGCAAAAACUUUGAGCAACUUAUAAUCCCCUUGUGCGGCAUCUGCUUUGGCAUUGCGCUAGUGGACACUGCGCUGCUGCCCACACUUGCGUUUCUGGUUGAUGUGCGCCACGUCUCUGUGUAUGGCAGUGUGUACGCCAUUGCGGACAUCUCUUACUGUGUCGCAUAUGCUCUAGGUCCAGUUGUGGCUGGUAAAAUAGUGCACGACCUCGGUUUUGUGCAGCUCAAUCUGGGCAUGGGCCUUGCCAACGUGCUUUACGCACCAGCGCUGCUCCUGCUGCGCAACGUAUGCCUCAUGAAGCCGUCUCAUUCCGAGAGAAAUAUGCUGCUGGAGGAAGGGGCCACAGGACUCUACGACACCAUCAGGCUAGAAGAGUGCCAAGCCAAGAAAAAGAAGCAGUGCUACAGUACAACGGACAACUGUCUGCCUGUGGAUGAAAACGGCAUUUUUGCUGGAAACUCCAAAUCAUACUCACAAGAGGAAGCAUAUGAACCCGAAUAUGCAUAAAAGGAACAAUCCUAAUCAGUGCUGCGUCACUUUCCCGGACACACAUUAAUAUACACAAUUUAACCCCAAAAUAGGCUUUACCUCUGUCUGGAAAACCAGCCUUCGAUGUGUAGUCUAGCCAUAGAAUUGUAUAGGACUUCUUUCACACUUUCACACUGGUGCAAAAUGUGCAACAUAAACUGUUCGCCGACUAUGCUGUGUAACUCUAAAUCAUACUUAUUUCAUGUUUGAUGAAGAAUUAAUGGCUUCACGUGUUCUUUUUAAUUAUCAAACUAGCUGUUAUCAGCAUAUUUGUGACCAUUUGCUUCCAUUUCUCUUUAAAAGUAUCACAGUGUAAUAUUUUUCCUUUAAAGAAAAGCAUCAGUAUUAUAUCACUGUUUCAAAAUGCGUUCAGGGAUAAAUAAACGCACAAAAUGUGCGUCAUUAUUCAAAACAGGCUUAAGUUAUUGUCGUUUUUUUGCCAGGUCUGUGCUGCCAUAACUAAUAUGCAAUGUCACUUGACAAUUUGACGGAUUAAAUGAUGGAUCUAAUGUGUAGCCUAUCCUUCGUCUCCACUGUCUGUAUGGUCUUUUAACAUUGUGAGGGUGUAUUUCUGGAAUGCGUCAAUGUAUAUUAUGAAUUUAAAAAAUGUACAUAAUGUGUAUAUCAAGUGUACAUAAUUAAAAAAAAAUAUA
Hemibagrus wyckioides is the source of this 2662-nucleotide messenger RNA. RefSeq names its product solute carrier family 18 member 3a (gene slc18a3a). NCBI's taxonomy places the organism in Eukaryota, Metazoa, Chordata, Actinopteri, Siluriformes, Bagridae. The transcript has a single exon. Gene Ontology annotation, cellular component: terminal bouton; membrane; AP-2 adaptor complex. Gene Ontology annotation, molecular function: xenobiotic transmembrane transporter activity; acetylcholine transmembrane transporter activity. The coding region runs from base 459 to 1988 and encodes 509 amino acids. Gene Ontology annotation, biological process: transmembrane transport; xenobiotic transport; chemical synaptic transmission. The record is from RefSeq and is a predicted model, not a curated record.